AUGUUUCCGUUGUCAAUUGGAGAAUCCUCAACGAAUUCACGUUCAUUUGCAGAGAUGAGUGUCGAUUUGAAGCAACAUUUGGACCUCGCCGAUUACCUCGGAGUUCUCGCCGUUUGGUGCAUCUUCUUCUCCAUUCUCUUCGUUCUCUCCGUCAUCUUCAACUUCGUUUGCAUUAAGAAGGACGACGACAUUACCGCUCUCGAAAGAUGGGGAUACAAUAGGAACAUCGGAAUGAAGCUCGGCCCACACAGACGCUCCAUGGUUGCUCGCCAAGUCCCACAGACUAUCAUCGAAUAA
Molecule: messenger RNA, 297 nt
Organism: Caenorhabditis remanei
Lineage: Eukaryota; Metazoa; Nematoda; Chromadorea; Rhabditida; Rhabditidae
Exons: 3
Coding region: 1-297 (98 amino acids)
Source: RefSeq, a predicted model, not a curated record